Messenger RNA from Nicrophorus vespilloides, 12665 nucleotides. RefSeq names its product cytoplasmic dynein 2 heavy chain 1 (gene btv). Gene Ontology annotation, cellular component: dynein complex. Lineage: Eukaryota; Metazoa; Arthropoda; Insecta; Coleoptera; Silphidae. The transcript has 58 exons. The record is from RefSeq and is a predicted model, not a curated record. The coding region runs from base 1 to 12537 and encodes 4178 amino acids. Gene Ontology annotation, biological process: microtubule-based movement. Gene Ontology annotation, molecular function: dynein intermediate chain binding; minus-end-directed microtubule motor activity; dynein light intermediate chain binding.
AUGUGCGAUUUUCGAAAGAAAUUGUUGAUUAAUCUUGCAUGUAGCCAUCUAGGCUUUCAAAUAACAGAAGACACGUGGGAAAAGGAUAUUUCGAAUAUCAAUAUCCUUGAAGACUUUCUAGACAAUGAGCGUAAUUUCAUCGUGUGCGCUAAUUUAGAGUUUCUAUUAACCGACCAAAAUUUAUUGCAAUCUUUAUGCAUCACUUCAUUUCAAGGCUCAUUAAGAGCGGCACUUUACCACAGUUUGGAUAGAGUUUUCUCACCUUUAAUUCACAGCAACUUAAAGCAAUCUGUUAAUAGUUCCAAUAUUGAAAAACACAUAUCUUCAUUACAAGCUGAUUUAAGAUGUUCGUUAUCCGACUUCACCGAAGAUCCGUUAAAGAACGUCGAUGGAAAUUCACUAUCCGUUAUUUUAUCUGUUAAUCACGAAGUCGAGUAUUGGCACAAUGUGUGCAAUUCUUCAAAAAAUAGGAUUGAAAAAACAUCAGGUUCUUCGUUUCUUGAGAUUUUAAAGCCUUUAGCUAGAGACCUAAGUAUUUUAGAAGCUCUACCAAUUUCCGAUGUAGAAAAUGUAUUGGAAAGUGCGCACAAUAUUCUGGAUGAUCUUUGGCGCAACGAACCUCCUUAUCCGAGGAUUCGGAUUGAGCACCUGAUGGAACUGAUCUCUUCGGAUUUGAUUGGGUAUAUUGUGAAACAAUUUGCGGAAAUAAACAUCUGGGAAACAGAAUUUAACGAAGCCAAUGAACUACUCGAUCAGUGUAUUGGUUUAGGGAAUGCAUGGCACUCGACUUGCAAAGAACUUACGGAAAUUUUUUGGCCAAACUACUCGUUGCACCAAUGGAAAGGACCACCUUUUCAAUCAGAAUCUCUUGCGAAACUAGUAAACCGUUUGAAAGAUAUUGUUAACAUAAAAACAGUUCACAAGCAGUUAACUCGAUUGUUGAGCGAAACCGAAAGGAAUGACUUGAACACUGAUGGAAUGUUUAAACCAUUUUUGAAUCUGAAUAUUAUGCAGUGCGGAGAUUACACUCAACAUUCAUGGGAUACAGCUUCCAAGCAAUUUGAGUAUAUGUUGAAGCCGGCGGAGGAAAGAGUAGCGAAUAAAUUGAAGAAACAACUUAAAGCAAUGGAGUCAAAUACGAGACAGCUGAUGCGUGAGUUUGAUCGAUAUUCUGAAUUAAUCGCGAGACCUGUCUUAAAAUCCACUUUGCAAAACGAACGGCAAUUAUUAUUAAGUCUUUUGCAAGACUACAUCAAGAACUUAAGCAUGAAAAUGACUGAAACGCCGUUGCUUUCUACGAAAUAUGAAACACCUCAAGUUGUUGCUGAAAUUAUUGGAACUCGUCAAUUGGAAUCUAAGGCUAAUCAUAUUCUAACUAUAACAAAUAAUUUGUUGGAUGAUUUGUACGGGUUUGAAGAGCUUAAACAAUAUACUUCAGACUUGAUCAGAGAUCUUAAAGCCCAGAAUAAUGAGUUAUUUGAAUCUUGGACGAGUGAAAUUGUUGCUCAAAUAAGAGAUAAGUCACUGAGCUUAUGCGAAACGGAUCCAGUUGUGCAAUUUACAACCAACAAACUAAUGAAAGUUAAUUACGCUCCUCGAUUAGUCGGUUUGAUAUCUGAAGUCCGUCAGUUGUCAGCUUUGGGCUACAACAUUCCUGAAAUCAUAACAAAAACAAGUGAACACGCAAAACAAUUCAUUAAGUUUGCUAAAUAUUUGGAACAGAUUGCGAAUUUUCAUAACACGAUUGGCGACAAAAUGAUCCCUUCUCAAAGACCGAUGAUGCUUAUUAGUGCAGUGGAGUUAUCGCGUCUAGUACAAAAUCAGGAGGUCGUGUCUUGGGGUGAUAUUGAAGCGGUUGAAAAAUAUGUAGAAACUUUAAAAACUGCCGUGGAUAAAUUAUCGACCGAAAACGAUUUGUUGACGUCCUACCAUUUCCAAGUAUUGGAUAAGAUAGAUGCAUUGAAUUCCGUGGAUUUGCUCAAGUACUACGAUAAAUGGAAACUCGCUGCGAAACACAUGAGAGACUUAGUGAGUCAGGUGCAAGCAAAAGGAUUCAUGAGUUUGCAAAAUUGGAAAGUUGAUUUGGACAAAAAACUUUGCACUGUUUUGGAAAAGGAAUACGAGAAAAGUUUAAAUACUGUUCAUCUAUAUUUACCCGAAAUUUACGCAGAGUUAGUGUACAGAGGUAAUAAAUUAGCUUUUGUUCCCGAUGAAAAAACUUUGAAAGACAAAUACGACCAACAGAUGAAACGUUUCUUAGAGAUACCGAGAACUUUCCGCGGAAUAUCAGAUAAUCCGGAACAUUUUUCCAAAAUAUUAGAAAAGUGUCAAGAAAAGUUAAACCAAGUUUCUUCAAAUACCGAUAAAUUGUUUGAACAAUUGGAAGGUGUUAAGCAACAUUGGAGCUCUUGGUUAUCUCUUGGUGUUUUGGAUUCUUCGCAACUAAUUACCAGUCAACAUUGGGAUUUGCAUUUUAGAUCUUCAAAAACGUUUGGACAGGAAAUAGCUAAACUGCCUAGCACGGAAGAACGCGUUGGCUGUUUUAUAAUAGGACUUUCAAGAUUAAGAUCGGAUUUGGAAUCUCACAAUCGCAGUUAUUGGGACCAACUUGUAGUUACUUUGAAAGAUUCAAUUGUGCAGAAUGUACUUAAAUUACAACAAUAUGUUGACACUUCUACUGCGACGCUAAACAGGCAGCCUCUAACUUUAGAUCAGAUUGGAGAAGCUGAUGCGUCUCAUUCUAAUAUUCUUACAGAACGACCAGAAAUGACGAAGAUCUACCAGGAAAUGAUACAAAAAGCAGAGAAUUUAGCAAGUUGGACUAGAGAACGCAUAGAUUCUGUUAAGCGAUUACAAGCGGCUUGGGAAAGAUUAGAGAGUUUAUUGGAAAAUUACCAACAUAUAAUUGCUAAACAAGUAGACAAUAUAAAGAGUUCUUUAAACGUUGCCAACGAAAAUUUGAAUGGAGAGAUGGAACGUUUUGCGGCGAAAUGGGAGCAAGUAAAACCCAGACCGAAUUCCGGCCAAAUAGCUAGUGAAUCUCUAACACAAUUGAAUACGCAUUUGGCAAACAUAAAAGAGAAAAAAGGUCAAUGGGCGCAAAUCGAAGACCAGAGAAAUAAGUUGAUUGAAGAUUAUAAACGGUUUAAUAUGGAAAUUCCAAUGUUCGAAAUAGGUGAGGAAAUUCAGAACGAUCUGGAACGCGAGGAGAAGGUGUGGGAAUUGUUUGAAGAGUUUUAUUCAAAGCUAGAAUCGUUAAGCAACGAAGAGUGGAUUGUUUUUCGCAAGAAAACGUACAAAUUCGAAGAUUUCCUAACGGAAUGGCAAAGUAAAUUGGAGUCUCAAGAAAAUACUGCUUUGGUUACGCGUAUUUUACAAGAAAUACAUAAAUUCCAGGACGCCGUUCCAGUUUUGAAGUAUCUGAAAGGCGAAGAUUUUACGGAUAAACAUUGGAUUGAGGCAUUUUCUAUUUUGGGAAUACCUUCGAAACCAUUGGAUAUGUUAACACUUAAGGACUUUCUAGAAAACCCCAGUGACCUAGCCAUCAAACAAACAGAAUUGCAGGUUUUAUGCAAGAAAGCUGCGAGUGAAAUAAUCGUGAGACAGGCUUUAGCGGAACUGGAGCAAUGGGAUGUGCAAGCUCGGUUCCAAUUGGCUCCGCAUUUGGAUUCCCACGGCAAAGAAAUCCUUCUUAUAAAAGAUUUUAAGGAAAUUUUAAAUAGGAUUGGAGAUAAUCAGAGCCUGUUGCAAUCCGUGAAAAACUCGGCGGAUUAUGAGAGCUUCUCGGAGCGAGCGAACGCGUGGGAAAACCGCUUAGCCGAUUUGGAUCAAUAUUUAACGUCCCUAGCGCAAAUUCAACGAAAAUGGGUUUACUUGGAGCCUAUCUUCGGCAGCGGAACUUUGGGGCAGGAAAAAGCACGCUUCGAUAAAUUGGAACGGGAUUUCCGAAAUGUCCUAAAGUUUAUUGAAAACGAUUCCAGAGUGUGCGCUCUUUGUCGAUAUCCAAAUUUGAGGGCCGUUUUCGAGAAUCUCGCAGAUCAACUGGGAAGAUGCCAGAAAAGCUUGGAAGAUUUUCUUACCGAGAAAAGAAACAGGUUUCCUAGGUUUUUAUUUCUGGGAGAUGAUGAUUUGCUUGAGGUAAUAGGACAAUCCUCGAAAGAACAUGUAAUUCAGUCGCAUCUAAAGAAAUUGUUUUCUGGAAUACAUGGAAUUACAUUGGAUUCUGAUGGUAAAAAUAUAAUUACGAUGAAAUCUCUACAAGGAGAAAACGUUGUACUGUCAACACCGGUUAAUAUAAAUCAGCCAGUUGAGGAUUGGCUAAAUACAUUAGUCAAGGAAAUGCAGCGAACAUUGAAGAAUUUAUUAGUAAGCUGUUUAGGUGAAGGAAAAUCCCCGGAUCCACUAAAAUAUCCGUCGCAAAUCUUAUGUUUAACGGAUUCCAUUAAUUUCACAAGCAAAUGCGAACAAGCCAUUGCUAGUUCAUCGCUUUCUCAACUUUCUCUCACAUACAAAAAUCAAUUGAACUUUUAUAGUUCAUUGGAUUUGAACGAAAACGUCGAUAACGUUGAUGAUUCUCUUGGUAGUAACGAUGAUUCGAACGUUUUGGAAUUGAAGCUUAAGGCGUUGCUAUUAGACACAAUUCACCAUCUUUCGGUUAUCGACGAUUUGAAGGAUAACAAUGUUACAAACAUUAAAGAUUGGGACUGGCAGAAGCAAUUAAGGUUCUAUUCUAACACAGAAGGAGAUGUUAUCAUAAAAAUGGUGAAUGCAAAGAUGGAAUAUGCUUUCGAGUAUAUUGGGAACACGCAGAAAUUGGUCCGUACACCUUUAACGGAUCAGUGUUUCCUAACGUUAACUCAAGCGAUGUAUUUGGGUAUGGGAGGAAAUCCUUAUGGACCAGCUGGAACUGGAAAGACGGAAUCCGUGAAGGCUUUGGGUUCGUUACUCGGACGUCAAGUAUUAGUUUUCAAUUGCGAUGAAGGAAUUGAUACUGCGUCGAUGGGAAGAAUUUUAUCGGGUUUAGUGAGAUCCGGCGCUUGGGGUUGCUUUGAUGAAUUUAAUCGACUAGAUGAGGCCACUCUGUCUGCCAUAUCCAUGCACAUUCAGCCAAUACAAAACGCUAUAAAAAAUCACAAAUCGACAGUCACAUUAUCGGAUAUAGAAAUUGAUGUUAAUAAAUUUUGUGGUAUAUUCGUAACGCUGAAUCCGGCAGGCGGUGGCUACGGCGGAAGGAACAAAUUACCAGAUAACUUAAAGCAAUUAUUCAGACCGGUAAUAAUGACCCAUCCGGAUCACGAGCAAAUCGCCAGAACUCUGUUGCACUGCGACGGUUACAAAAAUGCAAAUUCCAUUGGGAAAAAGUUGAUAGAACUUUUCUCGCUCGCCGAAAAGUUGCUGAGCAAACAGCAACAUUACGAUUGGGGUUUGCGAGCGUUGAGAACGGUUUUGAGUGGAUGUGGAAGAGCACUAAAAGAGUUUAGAAAAUCUCAUGACGAGAUCGGUCCGGAGGCCGAGUGGAAAUUAGUGAUUACGGCGAUACGAUUGGAUACGUUAUCCAAGUUGACAUUUUCCGAUAGUGAAAUAUUCGAUGGUCUCAUAAAAGAUGUUUUCCCUGGAGUGGAAUUCCAGCAGGAAAAUAACGCAAAAAUAUGUAGCGCUUUGGAGGAGAGUUUCUUGGAGCUCGGAAUGCAGAAGAAUGAGAGACAAAUGAAUAAAUGCUUGGAAUUAUAUGAGCAAUUAAAACAGAGGAUGGGUGUGGCUAUCGUGGGUCCUGCGAGUUCCGGAAAAACAACAAUCAGAAAUGUUUUAAUCCAUGCUUUAAUUAAAAUGGGCAGCGUUAUAAAACAGCAUGUUUUCAAUCCGAAAUGCAUGCAGAGAAAUCAACUGCUCGGACAGAUUGACGUUGAUACCAGGCAAUGGACGGAUGGAGUAUUGACAAAGUACAGUUUGGAAGUCACCAACGAGCCAUUAAACGUCUGGUCUCUAAUUGUGAGCGACGGAGAUAUUGAUCCGGAAUGGGUGGAAUCAUUAAAUUCUGUCUUGGAUGACAACAGAUUGCUUUCAUUGCCCUCGGGUUGGAGAGUGCAAUUCGGUCCAAAUGUAAAUUUCAUAUUCGAAACGCACGAUUUGAGCUAUGCAUCGCCCGCGACUAUUUCUCGCAUGGGAAUUGUUUUCUUAAACGAAUCAGAUGUUAACAUCAGAGAUUUUGUGAAUAACUUCCUAUCGAAGCAACCGGAAAACGUCGAAAUGCUUCUAACCAAUUACGUUAAUGAUUAUUUUUAUAAAGCACUAGACUGGAUUCAUAAUGAAGCAGAAUUGAUAAUAGAAAAACCGCAAAUUGCUUUAGCAAGUACAGCACUUUCGCAAUUAGUUGAUUGUGAGAGUAAGGCUCAAUUUGUAGUUGGUCUAAUAAACGGUUUAGGUGGACAAAUUAUCGAAGAUUUUAGAGACAUCUUUGCUCAACAGAUUUUUGAAUGGACCGGUGAAUCCUCUCCGGCGGUUCCGACACGCGCUUUUUAUAACAGAGACAGAGAUUUGGUGGACUCGUAUUUUACAGAUCAGAAACAAAAUGUAAAGGAUUUCCAGCAAGAUAUUUCUUUGGUUUUAACUGCACAAGUUAAACACACCAUCGACGUACUGAGAACAUGGUUUCACGUGGGCAACGAGGAACAUUUCUUAUUAGUUGGUCCCCAUGGAAGCGCAAAGACAUUAAUUUUGGAGUACGUAGUAAGGGAAUUGUCUGAAACAGAAAUCGCGACUAUUCACUGUAGUGCUCAUGUAACUCCGAAAUACAUAAUUCAUAAAAUAAUACAGAACUGUUUGGUGGUCAAUAGCAGCAAAGGGCGCAUCUACAAACCGAGGAGGGGUAAUUUGGUUUUAUAUUUUAAAAAUCUCCACCUACUGAAAACCGAUAAAUGGGGAACGAACAUGCUGAUUGAGUUUUUGCAACAGUUAAUUGUUUACAAAGGCUUCUUCGACGAUACUCUCGACUGGGUACGAAUCGAAAAUAUAACUAUUGUUGGAUCUUUGGAGGCUACAAAUAAACUCUCCUCGAGAUUCACAUCAAUAGUGCAUAUAUGGAACGUAGAUUUACCACAGCACGAAGAUAUAAAUAUAAUUUUUUCAACAUAUCUUGGUGGAAUUUUAAAACAAUGCAUACUCAAUAAUCCUAAAAUCGGAAAACUUACAAAUACUCUACUACAAAUUUAUAAUCAGAUGAAGGACACAUUUACGCAAACCGAUCAACAGCAUUACAAGUUCAGUCCACACGAUGUAACAAACUGGUGUAAAGGAAUUUUAAGAUACAAACUGCAAACAAGUGACGCAGAAACUUUUUUGCUUGAAAUAAUUAGUAACGAAGCUUUACGCUUAUUCUACGAUCGUCUAGUGUCUGACGAAGAUCGUAACAAAAUGAUUGAAAUCAUAAACAACGGUAUACAAAUGGAAUGGAACAAAAUGAAUGUUGUCAGAAAUGUUUUAGAUAACUUUUACGUUGCUUCAUCGCAAUUUAACACGAACAAAUUGUAUACACCUUUAACAAAACUAAAUGCCGAUGAUUGGAGUACAAUUGUCAAUAAGGGCAUUAUACAAUAUGAGCGAGAUGGAUUCAAUUUGAAUAUUCAGAUAAUUCCUGAAUUAUUGUACUUAACUGCAAAUUUGAGCAGAGCUUUAUCCGCAGCAGGAGGUAACUGCGUUUUGGUUGGAAGCGCCGGGCUCGGUAGAAGAUCUGCAUUGAAAAUCGUUUCGACCUUGGAAUCAUCUCGGUUGAUUGUAGCGUCGACUGCAAAUGAAAAUUAUUUUCGCAAUGAGUUAAAAUUGGCAAUGCAAUUUUCGGGCGUUGAAGGUGAACAAGUAUAUUUACUCUUAGAAGAUCAUGUGAUGAAAGGACCAAUUUUGAAUAUACUUAAUAUAUUAUUAUCCUCCGGAGAAGUCCCUGGUUUAUACAAUGCAGCGGAACAAGAAUCUUUGAUUGCCGGAUUAAAGGAUGAAGCCAGUAGGGAAAAUUUCGAUGGGGAUUUAUACAAGUUUUUCGUUGAAAGAGUGAGAAACAAACUACACGUUAUUGUGUGUUUAGAAAAGGAUAACGAUUCAUUUUGGAAAAUCUUAGAAAGUUGUCCUUCGCUCCUCCAAAAGUGUUACCUUUGUUGGAUGAACGAAUGGUCUACGAAAACAAUACAAAGUAUUCCAAAUCUGUUGAUAAAUAAGUACAAUGAAAAGAAGGACAAGGAAGUCCAAGUUGAGCCGUGUGAAGGAUUUGAGAAAAUAUUAAACUCGUCGAUUGAUUCGAAACUGUUAACGCCAAUACGUUAUAUUACAAUGAUUAAUAUGUAUAUAGAAAUAUAUACAGAGAAAGAGAAAAUGAUUAUUAGCAAACAGAAGAAAUUGCAAGCGGGUGUUGCUAAAUUGAACGAAGCCAAAAACGUAGUUGCAGAUCUGAAAGUGAAUGCGGCGGAACAACAAGUAAAAUUGUCAGAGAAACAAGGAAAAGCUAAUAAAGCCUUGGAUAUGAUCAGUAAUACCAUGAAGAAUGCAAAUGUGCAUAAGGAAGAAAUGGAAACAUUGAAGAAGCAAACAGAAGCUGAAAAUAUACAACUAGUGAAAAGGAAAAAGGAAAUUGAAACUGAAUUGGCUGAAGUGGAACCGUUAAUACAGCAAGCUCGUCAGGCGGUUGGUAACAUUAAAAAUGAGUCUUUAUCAGAAAUUCGCUCAUUGCGAGCCCCUCCUGAAGUGAUCAGAGAUAUUCUCGAGGGUGUAUUACGUUUAAUGGGAAUCCAAGACACUUCUUGGAAUAGUAUGAAAACAUUCCUAGCAAAACGCGGUGUCAAAGAGGAUAUUAGAUCAUUUGAUGCAAGCAGAAUCACACCCGAUAAUCGACAAUCCGUUGAGAAAUUGGUGCAAAAUAAGAGCGAGUCAUUUGAUCCUAAAUCAGCUAAACGGGCAUCCGUGGCUGCUGCUCCCUUAGCUGCAUGGGUUUUAGCAAAUGUCAGAUAUUCUAAGGUCGUAGAGAAGAUUAGACCUUUAGAACGAGAACAAAAUAAGCUGCAACAAAAUCUAACAGACGCUGAAUCUCAGUUGAGUGAAUUGAGUGCUGGUCUUCUGGAUGUGGAUGCGACCGUUGCCAAACUGAAAGGUCAAUUAUCAACUUUCACAAGGGAAGCUGCAGAGCUAGAAAUAAAGCUGAACGCAGCCGAGGAAACGCUGAAUUCUGCAAAGGGACUAGUUGAAAAGUUAAGCGAUGAGUAUGAUAGGUGGCAGACACAGUCAAAAGAAUUGGAUGAUGACCUGAAAAAAUUAAGCACUUUCAGUUUAUUAUCAUCUGCUUUUAUAACUUACUUAAGCGGAGAACCGGAAAAUAGAAGAAUUAUCAUUUUGAAAGAAUGGAUUGAAUCACUUGGUGGAAAUAUAGAGUUUUCAUUAGAAACAUUCUUAAGCUCAGAAAGGGAACAAAUGCAAUGGCAAAGUGAAGGUUUAUCCGCUGAUCGUUUAUCUAUACAAAAUGCAAUUUCUACUGUAAAGUCCAAACUAUGUCCAUUCUUAAUAGACCCAACAUCUAUGGCUAUAAACUGGAUUAAGAACAAGUUUAAAAAUACCAAUCUAGAAUACACCACUCAGGAUUUCGCUAAAUUUAAUAUUUCGUUAGAAUUAGCAAUUAGAUUCGGUAAAACACUUUUGAUCGAAGAAGUUGAAACUGUUUCACCAAUACUUUUUGCGAUAUUCAAAAAACAAUUUACGUAUCAAGGAGAACGCGUCUUGAUUAACUUAAAUGGGAAACUAAUUGAUUAUCAUAAAGAUUUCAAAUUGAUCUUGAGUAGCAGAAAUUCUCAUCUACAAUUGCAAGCAGAUUUACUGGCAAUUUUGAACAUGAUCAAUUUCACCACAACAAACGAUGGUCUAACAGAACAAUUGUUAGAAAGCGCCAUCAGGCAAGAAAGUCCAGAAUUAGAAAAUAGAAGGAAGGUGUUGUUGAAGGAAAGGGAAGAGUUGCAGGAGAAACAAUAUAAUUUGCAAAACAGAUUAUUGGAAGAUUUGGCCAGUUCAGCAGGAGAUAUUCUGCAAAAUAAGAAUUUGCUGAGCUCACUUGAAGAAACAAAAGCAAGUUCAACGGCAAUCAACUCUGCUUUGAUCGAAUCCAAUCAAGUGCAAACUAAGUUGAGAGAAGAAUAUAAUAUUUAUAAAGACAUUUCAAAGUUCGGAAGUUCUUUGUAUUUCGCUGCAGCGAAUUUUGCGAAGAAAAACGUUUUAUACUCAAUUUCCGUAUCUUCAUUCACAACUCUAUUUUUGAUGUCUCUACCAUCCACUGAGGGAUUAAAUACAGACAACUAUUCGCAUAAAAUUAUGAUUCAAAAUUUGUAUAAUUACAUGGGGCGAGGAAUUUUCAAGGGCGAUCGUUUAACGUUCUUAAUGCAUUUGAUCCACCGAAUGUUCCCAGAAAAUAUUCCGAUUACCGAGUGGAACUUCUUUUUGGGCAAUGCUAUUGUCGGCGGCAAAUCGCAAUUUGAUCGAAGUUCACUAUCCUGGUUACCAGAACAACAGUUAUCUCAAGUGCUUAUUCUUCAGAUGACGUUGCCGCAAGUGUUUAACAAUCUUCAAUUGAAUGACGGUAAUUUAUGGAAGAGUUUCAUGGAAACAGGCGAUGCUGAAACGAAUAUUCCAAAGCACUGCAAAUUGAGUGAAUUUGAAAAGGUGAUCACAAUCCAAGCGCUAAGACCUGACCGUUUAUAUUCAGCAAUGUGCCAUUUCGUUCUACAAAUGACAGGUAUACAAAAUCUUAAUUUGGAUGUAAUGAGAUUAGCGCAGGUGUAUAAAGAAACCACGAGCAGUCAGCCUAUUUUAUUAAUCACAACUUCUGGAAAUGAUCCAUCUCUUGAAAUAAAAGAAUUAGCUGCAAACAUUGUUAACUCUGAUAAAUAUACAGAGAUUUCUAUGGGAGAAGGACAGGAAUCCAAAGCUAUAUCGAUGUUAAAUAAUUCAGUUCAAUUUGGCCAUUGGUUAACGCUGAAAAAUUUGCAUCUUGUUACCUCUUGGCUUCCCAUUUUAUGCCAGCAUUUGCAGUCGAUGGAACCACAUCCUAAUUUUAGACUGUGGCUAGUUACCGAAUCUCACGAUAAUUUCAGUUCGGUUUUAGCCGAAAAUUCUUUAAAAAUUUCUUACGAAGCACCCGCAGGCAUAAAGAGUAAUUUAAUGAAAUUAUACAGUACAUACGGCAAAGAAUAUUUGGAAAAGUUAAAUACAAACACAUCAAAGUUUUUCUUUGUCCUGGCUUGUGUACAUGCAAUACUACAAGAGAGACGAAACUAUAUUCCUCAAGGAUGGUCCAAAUGGUACGAAUUUAGUGACUUGGACUUCUCAACUAUGGUGAAUCUGUCUGAAGAACUUUGGCAGUCGCAGAUACAGUGGAAAUAUAUAAUUGGAUGGAGCAUUGGAGCUGUUUACGGUGGCAGAAUCGACAAGAAACAAGAUUUAACUGUUCUCGAAUCAUAUUUGAGACAAUAUUUCAAUGAUGAAGUAUUAAGUCACAGAUGGAAACCGUUAGGAUUAAACCAAUCGUUGCCAUCCGUGCCUAACUACCAAGAUUACAUAAACAUCAUCAACCAAUUACAAAAUAAAGAUGUUCCAGCCUACUUCGGUUUACCCCAAAACGUGGAUAAAUCUUGGGAGAAAAACGUAUCGACACAAAUUACGCAACAUUUAAAGAGUUUACAUAUUUCUACACAUAUUUCAAACAAGUAUACUAAAGAAAUAUUCCACAAAGGUUUGACUCCUUAUAUAAGCUUGUGGAAAAAAUUAAAUCACGAACAGGAAUUUUUGCGAUUAAACCCGACACAACUGCAAAGUGCAUCAGAGAAUUCUUUGAUUAUGUUCAUUCAAAAUGAGUUUCAAAAUGCUAUCAUUUUGGUGCAGAAAAUUCAUAGAGAUUUUUUUAUUCUCAACAAAAUUUCUAAAGGAUUUCUGACCGCGGAUGAAGUUGAUUUCGAUGUGGCCGAAAGUUUACUAAACGCUCAAACACCAAAUAAAUGGUUAAAAUUAUGGGAAGGCCCCAAGGAACCAUCCAAAUAUUUGAAGGAUAUAAUGAAAAAAAUAUUAACCAUUUCUGAAUGGAACAAACAACAAGAAAGUUAUUACAAUGAUAAUUUAAAUUUAGCACAAUUGUUCAAUCCUGAAACAUUCUUGGCAGCUUUCAAACAGUAUUUUGCAAGGCAAACUAAUAUUCCUAUUGAUGAACUAGAAUUAAAAGCAAUCUGGAAGAGUCGAUCGAAUGUUAUAAGCGUGUCUGGUUUAUUAAUUGAGGGUGCGUUGUUUGAUGGAAUCAAUUUGCUGCAAUGCUCUGAAAACUCAGAUACUCUCAAUACGACACCGAUUUGUUAUAUAACAUGGGAAGAGAAGCAAACGGCGUUAAAUGAUAGUAAAUAUUUAGAUGUACCAUUAUAUUACACACCGAGUCGUGAAAGACAAGUAUGUUCAUUGCAAAUACCAGCAUCUAUAAAAGAAAAAAGUAUGUGGAUUCAAUGUGGCAUAGCUUUUUAUUUGGGAUAUUAAUAAUUUAAAUUUACCGCCACACAUGUACCAACGCACGUCCAACAUAGUUGUUGCCAUUUAGUAAUGCCUAUAACCACAUAUUAUAAACAAUUAGCACCUGUUUUUUUUAUAAAUAGUUUCUUCAUUAA